AACACUCCGGGACGAAUGAGACUUGAAAAAUGGCUGCACUCAUCGAUGAAAAUUGAAAUGACAGAUGGCCGGACUCUCGUAGGCUCCUUUGUGUGCACUGACCGUGAUAAUAACAUCAUCCUUGGGUCUUGUACAGAGCACUUAAGACCCGAUGAGGAUGGACGAGAGGAGGAACCCCGAGUCCUAGGCCUUGCCAUGAUUCCUGGAAGACACAUCAUUUCUAUCUGCAUAGACGAGGCUUCUCAGCCCCCCCAGCCACCGAGUAGUAUGUACACCUAGCAUAACAUUCACUGCUGUGGGAGGCUGGCUGGAUAAGGGGCUGGAUUACACGCUCAUUUAGGAUACGGAAGGAAACGUUUGGGAGCAAAACAGACAGCAUUUAGUGGCGUGUAGUCCAUAAGAGAAGGCCAAAAGUUGCAAUUCAACAGCAGUCGUCUGUGGCCUUUUUAAAUGCGUUUCGGUGUUUGAUACUGAGAAAGAAUGAGAAAAUGUGCUCAAGAUUUUGGAUGGUUUGAGGACGUCAUGGUUGGAAAAUUGCAACUCACGUACUUUGAUAAUGCCGUCACUGUUACGCACCAUCGUUUUUCACAGAUAUUACAUGCAGGAGAUCUAGUCAUCGUUACAACUCCAUGUGGUGUAGACAUAAGAACAGAAGUUUAUUAUUUUUCAUUAAGCUUUGUGACUGAUUCACCGGAGGGAAAAUAUUCCAUUUAUUAGUUCUGAAGGAAAGAUUUUUCUGUGACAGUCAUGUAAUAUUCAGUAUAAUGUGGUUUUGUUGAACUGAUAAGCUGAGGUCACUUUGAAGGAAUAUUUUCUUAUAGAUAUACUGCCUGUGACUCCUAUUUUACCAUUAUGAUGUAAGAUUUUGUGAUCAAUAAAUCAUUAUAAGAAAAAGUU
Penaeus vannamei (Pacific white shrimp) is the source of this 897-nucleotide messenger RNA. The record is from RefSeq and is a predicted model, not a curated record. NCBI's taxonomy places the organism in Eukaryota, Metazoa, Arthropoda, Malacostraca, Decapoda, Penaeidae.